AGGAGGAGGAGGAGGGGGAGGGACAGAGCUAUUUUUAAAUGGCCGGUGAUGACAGUGGGUAUUUUUGACAGCGAUUACCGCCGCCGCCGCUCAUAAAAGAGGCCGAUCCGCCGCUCGCCCGACCAUGCACCUGUACAACAGCGUGUUGACACACUACCCGGGGGCAGCCUACAAAGUGGCCGUCCCGCCGCCUCCUCCACCGCCUCCUCCUCCACCUCCUCCUCCGCCGCCGCCGCCUCAGGCAGAGAAAGCUCCGGCCGUCGACAGCCAGAGCGCCGUCCACAAGAGCGAGUGUCAGUGUCAGCCUCAACCGCCGUCGCCCGCCGCCGCCGCCGCCGCCGCCGGCAACAAGAUGCCCGCCUUCUCGCCCUGCGACCUGCUCGCCUCGCAGCCGCCCGCCGCGCACCUCUACACGUCCACCGCCAAGAUCCCGCUCAGGCCGCUGGAGCGGAUGCUGCCCGCCCUGCAGCUGGUGGCCGAGGCCGAGGCCGACCGCGCGAGGCCUCACUCGGCGGCCAGAGCUCACCACGGCCCGCAGGGCGGCAGCUACCCGGCCGCCCAGGGCCCCCCCGGCGACAAGUUCACCCUCGGCCCCGGCUUCGGGCCCGGCGUCUGGUUCGAGGACAUUUUCAAAAGCACCAAAUCUCCGGCCGUCAUGAUGAUGAUGAUGGAGCAGCAGCAGCAGCAGCAGCAGGAGGAGGAGGAGGAGGAGGAGGAAGAGUACCAGAAAGUUCUGGAAAACAACGCCAUCAACGAAGGGAGGAGCCGAGAGGGCAGAUGCGGCGGCGGCGGCGGCGGCGAUGGGCAGCCGUUGAUGGGGAGCGACCCGAGACUGACCGGCGGCUGCAGGGACGUGGCGGUGGCGGUGCUGGGCGGCCGGGGGUCGGAGCAGGAGCAGGAGCCGCGCUUCGGCCUCUCGUACGGCGAUGGCGGCCGAGCUGAGCGUUACCCCGGCGAACAGCAGCAGCAACAACAGGCGGCGGCGGCGCGGAGCGGCCAAGCUCCCCUCGGCUCGGUGUCCGAGGAGUGGCAGCCCGAGGGCGGCUACCGGAGCGUGGAGCUGGUGGUGGAGAACAAGCCGGACAAGACCAGGAUCGCCCGCUACCUGGCCGAGGUGGAGAAGCAGAACAGUUACCUGCGGGAGCGGGAGCGCUACCGCUUCCACAUCAUCCCGGACGGCAACUGCCUGUACCGGGCCGUGUGCAAGGCCGUGUACGGGGAGCAGGCGGUGCACCGGGAGCUGCGGGAGCAGACGGUGCACCACAUCGCCGACCACCUGGACGAGUUCAACCCCAUCAUCGAGGGCGACGUGGGCGAGUUCCUGAUCGCCGCCGCCCAGGACGGGGCCUGGGCCGGCUACCCGGAGCUGCUGGCCAUGAGCCAGAUGCUGAACGUGAACGUGUACUUGACCACGGGGGGUAGCAUGGAGAGCCCCACCGUGUCCACCAUGGUGCAUUACCUGGGGCCCGAGGAUCCGUCCAAACGCAGCGUCUGGCUGAGCUGGCUGAGCAACGGACACUACGACGCCGUGUUUGAGCAUCCGCUGCCCAACCCCGAGUACGAGACCUGGUGCACACAGACGCACGUCCAGAGGAAGCGAGACGAGGAGUUGGCCAAAUCCAUGGCCGCCUCCCUCUCCAAAAUGUACAUUGAGCAAAACGGCUGCUUUUGAG
Molecule: messenger RNA, 1673 nt
Organism: Callorhinchus milii (elephant shark)
Lineage: Eukaryota; Metazoa; Chordata; Chondrichthyes; Chimaeriformes; Callorhinchidae
Product: OTU domain-containing protein 1
Exons: 1
Coding region: 125-1672 (515 amino acids)
Biological process (GO): protein deubiquitination
Molecular function (GO): cysteine-type deubiquitinase activity
Source: RefSeq, a predicted model, not a curated record